AAAAUGGCGCCGACGUGAUCGAGACCCUGUGUCGCCGAGGCAGUCGCCGCUGCUGGUUGCCGGAGCCACCGAAGGCACCCGAACCAGAGGUCCAGCUGAGGGGAGGAUGGAGGAACCGUCCAAGCCCAGCCCGGACAUGCUAGCCACUGCAGAGUCCAGCUCCAGUGAGCCCGACAAGGAGGUGGCAUCUCCAGAUGUGGUAGCUACAGCCACGCUCUCCUCUGUGGAGGAGCCAGGCCCUAACCCGACACCCAUACCACCAGUGUGGGACCGUGGAGGACCUCCUCAGCAGGUUGCCGCUCCAGCCCCAGACACCUGCCAGCCAGGCUCAACCAGCACAGGUGUGGGGGCCAAUGAGGACCUGUGGUUGCCCAGAAGACGUCUACCACCAGGAAAACAGAUACCCUGCUCUAGCCCUGGCUGCUGCCUCAGUUUCCCCAGUAUUCGUGACCUGGCACAGCAUCUCCGUACCCACUGCCCGCCCACACAAUCACUGGAAGGCAAACUCUUCCGAUGCUCAGCCCUGAGCUGCACUGAGAGUUUCCCCAGCAUGCAGGACCUGGUGGCCCAUGGCAAGCUGCAUUACAAGCCCAACCGCUACUUCAAGUGUGAGAAUUGCCUCCUGCGCUUCCGCACUCACCGCUCCCUCUUCAAGCAUCUGCAUGUUUGUGCAGAGCAUGCUCAGAGCCCAGUCCCACCACCACCCCCUGCCCUAGACAAAGAGCCACCCGUGCCCGAGCACCCCACAGACUCUGACCCUUCAUCUACUCUAAGUCUGCCUUUCCCAUUACUUGAGCCUUUCACCUCUGCCCCCAGUGGGCCCUUCCUUCCCUACUUGAACCCUGCGCCCUUUGGACUGAGUCCCCCGCGACUGCGCCCAUUCCUGGCUGCUGCUCCAGGACCUCCAGCUUCCAGCACUGCCAUCUGGAAAAAGAGUCAAGGUGCUGCUGGAAGUCCCAGAAGACCUCAGGGCGGCUCCGAUGCGCCCUCAGGGUACGUGGCCCCCAGCCACAUCGUGUGGGAACACACACGUGGCUGCUACUCGUGCAUGCAGUGUGACUUCUCCACGGCCUCACGGCCCACCAUGACACUACACCUUCAGUACCACCGCCCCAGCACCCCCACAGACCUGGCGCCGGGGUCGUGCCGACUCCCGGGCGGGUAAGGCUGAGGAAGGCUUGAGCAUGGAGCCUGAGGCAAGA
Messenger RNA from Arvicola amphibius (Eurasian water vole), 1202 nucleotides. RefSeq names its product zinc finger protein 414 (gene Znf414). The record is from RefSeq and is a predicted model, not a curated record. The transcript is spliced from 7 exons. NCBI's taxonomy places the organism in Eukaryota, Metazoa, Chordata, Mammalia, Rodentia, Cricetidae. The coding region runs from base 107 to 1165 and encodes 352 amino acids.